This is a messenger RNA of Orycteropus afer afer, 3369 nucleotides long. RefSeq names its product exportin 6 (gene XPO6). The transcript has 23 exons. Lineage: Eukaryota; Metazoa; Chordata; Mammalia; Tubulidentata; Orycteropodidae. The record is from RefSeq and is a predicted model, not a curated record. Gene Ontology annotation, molecular function: nuclear export signal receptor activity; small GTPase binding. Bases 34 to 3369 code for a protein of 1111 amino acids. Gene Ontology annotation, biological process: protein export from nucleus.
GAAGAAGCCUCCCUCAGGGCACUGGAAAGUCUGAUGACAGAAUUUUUCCAUGAUUGCACGACCAAUGAAAGAAAACGUGAGAUAGAGGAGCUUCUUAAUAACUUUGCCCAGCAAAUAGGAGCCUGGAGAUUCUGCCUGUAUUUUCUCUCCAGCACUAGGAAUGAUUAUGUAAUGAUGUACAGUUUAACGGUUUUUGAGAAUCUGAUCAAUAAAAUGUGGCUUGGGGUCCCAUCUCAGGAUAAGAUGGAAAUCCGUAGCUGCCUGCCCAGACUUCUCUUGGCUCACCAUAAAACCUUACCUUACUUUAUCCGGAACAAGCUCUGCAAAGUUAUUGUUGAUAUUGGCCGUCAAGAUUGGCCAAUGUUCUACCAUGACUUUUUUACUAACAUUUUACAGUUGAUCCAGUCCCCUGUGACAACCCCCCUUGGGUUGAUCAUGUUGAAGACGACAUCAGAGGAGUUGGCUUGCCCCCGGGAAGACCUUAGUGUGGCUCGGAAAGAGGAGUUGCGGAAGCUGCUGCUAGACCAGGUGCAGACAGUGCUUGGGCUGCUGACAGGUAUCUUGGAGACCGUCUGGGACAAACACAGCGUUACUGCCGCUACUCCGCCACCAUCCCCGACCUCAGGAGAUAGUGGUGACUUACUGAGUAACCUGUUACAGAGUCCUAGUUCAGCCAAAUUACUGAAUCAGCCAAUCCCCAUCCUUGAUGUGGAGAGUGAGUAUAUCUGUUCUCUGGCUUUGGAGUGCCUGGCUCAUCUCUUCAGUUGGAUUCCUCUGUCUGCCAGCAUCACCCCAUCCCUCCUUACCACCAUCUUCCACUUUGCACGCUUUGGCUGUGACAUCCGGGCCAGAAAGAUGGCAUCAGUUAACGGCAGCAGCCAGAACUGUGUCUUGGGUCAGGAGCGUGGCCGACUUGGAGUUCUGGCCAUGUCCUGCAUCAAUGAACUCAUGUCCAAGAACUGUGUGCCUAUGGAAUUUGAGGAGUAUUUACUGCGUAUGUUCCAGCAGACUUUCUACCUCCUGCAGAAAAUCACCAAGGAUAACAAUAUCCACACGGUGAAGAGCAGACUAGAAGAACUUGACGAGAGUUACAUCGAGAAGUUUACUGACUUUCUCCGGCUCUUUGUGAGUGUUCACCUGAGAAGAAUCGAGUCCUACUCUCAGUUCCCCGUGGUGGAGUUUCUGACACUUUUGUUCAAGUACACAUUUCAUCAGCCUACUCAUGAAGGUUACUUCUCCUGUUUGGAUAUCUGGACGCUCUUUUUGGACUAUCUGACAAGUAAAAUUAAAAGUCGUCUGGGAGACAAGGAAGCAGUUCUCAACAGGUACGAAGAUGCCCUGGUCCUCUUGCUCACGGAGGUGUUGAAUCGGAUCCAGUUCAGAUACAACCAGGCCCAGCUGGAGGAGCUGGAUGAUGAGGCUCUGGAUGACGAUCAGCAGACUGAGUGGCAGCGGUACUUACGCCAGAGCUUGGAGGUGGUGGCCAAAGUGAUGGAGCUCCUUCCCACCCAUGCCUUCUCAACACUGUUCCCAGUUCUUCAGGACAAUUUAGAAGUUUAUCUGGGUUUACAGCAAUUUAUAGUUACUUCAGGGUCAGGACACAGGUUGAACAUCACAGCGGAGAAUGACUGCCGGCGAUUGCACUGUUCCCUGAGAGAUCUGAGCUCCCUGCUGCAGGCUGUGGGCCGCUUAGCUGAGUACUUUAUUGGUGAUGUGUUUGCUGCUCGCUUCAAUGAUGCUCUCACCGUCGUGGAGAGAUUGGUCAAAGUCACUCUGUAUGGAUCUCAGAUAAAGUUGUACAACAUUGAGACUGCUGUGCCAUCAGUACUGAAACCUGACCUCAUUGAUGUGCAUGCUCAGUCCCUGGCUGCUCUCCAGGCUUACUCUCACUGGUUAGCACAGUAUUACAGUGAAGUCCAUCGGCAGAAUACACAGCAAUUCGUCUCACUGAUCUCCACCACCAUGGAUGCAAUCACACCUCUAAUCAGCACCAAGGUCCAAGACAAGUUGUUGCUGUCUGCGUGCCACUUACUGGUCUCACUAGCCACCACUGUGCGGCCAGUCUUCCUGAUCAGCAUCCCCGCAGUACAGAAAGUGUUCAACAGAAUUACCGAUGCCUCUGCCCAGCGGCUUGUCGACAAGGCCCAGGUGUUGGUGUGCCGUGCCCUCUCUAAUAUCCUGCUGCUUCCAUGGCCAAACCUUCCAGAAAAUGAGCAGCAGUGGCCUGUGCGCUCCAUCAACCAUGCCAGUCUCAUCUCUGCACUCUCCCGAGACUAUCGCAACCUGAAAGCCAACGCUGCCGCUCCACAGAGGAAGGUGCCAAUGGAUGACACCAAAGUGAUCAUCCACCAGACACUUAGUGUCUUAGAAGAUAUAGUGGAGAAUAUCUCUGGAGAAUCCACCAAGUCUCGACAGAUCUGCUACCAGUCGCUGCAGGAAUCCGUUCAGGUCUCCCUGGCCCUCUUCCCAGCUUUUAUCCAUCAGUCAGAUGUGACUGAUGAGAUGCUGAGCUUCUUCCUUACCCUAUUUCGAGGCCUUAGAGUACAGAUGGGCGUGCCUUUCACAGAACAGAUCAUACAGACUUUCCUCAAUAUGUUUACCAGAGAACAGUUAGCUGAGAGCAUCCUGCAUGAAGGCAGCACGGGCUGUCGGGUGGUCGAGAAAUUCCUGAAGAUCUUGCAGGUGGUGGUCCAGGAACCUGUGCAGGUGUUCAAGCCCUUCCUUCCUAGCAUCAUAGCUCUGUGCAUGGAGCAGGUGUAUCCCAUCAUUGCUGAGCGCCCCUCCCCUGAUGUGAAGGCCGAGCUGUUUGAGCUCCUCUUCCGGACGCUCCAUCACAACUGGAGGUACUUCUUCAAGUCCACAGUCCUGGCCAGUGUCCAGAGGGGGGUUGCCGAGGAACAGAUGGAGAACGAGCCCCAGUUCAGUGCCAUCAUGCAGGCUUUUGGACAGUCCUUUCUACAGCCUGACAUCCAUCUAUUUAAACAAAAUCUGUUCUACUUGGAGACUCUCAACACCAAGCAGAAGCUAUACCACAAGAAGAUCUUCCGGACCACCAUGUUGUUCCAGUUCGUGAAUGUGCUGCUCCAGGUGCUGGUCCACAAGUCUCACGACCUUCUGCAGGAGGAGAUCGGCAUUGCUGUCUACAACAUGGCCUCGGUUGACUUUGAUGGCUUCUUUGCAGCCUUCCUCCCAGAGUUCCUGACCAGCUGUGAUGGCGUGGAUGCCAACCAGAAAAAUGUGCUGGGACGGAAUUUCAAGAUGGAUCGGGACCUGCCCUCGUUCACCCAGAAUGUGCACAGGCUGGUCAAUGACCUGCGCUACUACAGACUCUGCAACGACAGCCUGCCCCCUGGCACUGUGAAGCUCUAG